AUGGUCAGAUUGACACAGCUUUUCUGGGCUAUCUCUGUGGCCACUGGUGCCGUCAGAGACCGAUUCGGCAACAAGUUACAGCUUCGAACCUACUCUUCUCACAUCAUCGAGGCCGAGACGACUGUUCAGCUUAGGAACCUCCCAGAGAACAAGGAAGGAUACGCGAUCAUAUGGACUGGAGUACAGGAUGCGGCAAACGAAGUAAUCGUCCAAGGAAUGGCCAGCAACGUGGGCUUUGAAUGCAGCGGUACCUCAGAGCAGUGGUGUGUCUUCGCAACCGGAAACUUGGGAAUCAGCUUUGCAGAAGGCCAGCGACAAAAGUUUGCUCCCGGAUUCGCUUUGACACCAGGACCCAGCUACAAAGUUCGCUACAAAUUCGACGAGAAGAAGGGUCAAAUCGACCUGACUCUGACCUCAGAGGAUGGAGCACUCUCCACGUCGACCAUAUCCAUGCAAAGGGGCAAGCCUACCGUCUGGCUGAUGGAGGAAUUGGCCGUGCUGAGCUUCAAUGGCGAGGUUUCUGAGCACUCUUUCGUCAACACGACUAUUGUUCUGGCCGCUCCGGAUGCCAAAUUCUCAGCAACACGUCCGUUCGACAGAGGCGUGUCUGGUGAAUGGUCCACCACGGACGACAAGACGUUCACGGCUCCCAAGCUCACCGUUGCUAGCUUCAACUUCACUGGAAGUGGUUAG
Aureobasidium melanogenum CBS 110374 is the source of this 693-nucleotide messenger RNA. RefSeq lists its product as uncharacterized. The coding region runs from base 1 to 693 and encodes 230 amino acids. The transcript is spliced from 2 exons. The record is from RefSeq and is a predicted model, not a curated record. Lineage: Eukaryota; Fungi; Ascomycota; Dothideomycetes; Dothideales; Saccotheciaceae.